Molecule: messenger RNA, 1900 nt
Organism: Danio aesculapii
Lineage: Eukaryota; Metazoa; Chordata; Actinopteri; Cypriniformes; Danionidae
Product: FH1/FH2 domain-containing protein 1
Exons: 8
Coding region: 1-1512 (503 amino acids)
Biological process (GO): actin filament network formation; cortical actin cytoskeleton organization
Cellular component (GO): cytoplasm; cytoskeleton
Molecular function (GO): actin filament binding
Source: RefSeq, a predicted model, not a curated record
AUGAAACCCGCUGAAUGUUUCCUUCUGAACUCCUCCUGGACUUCGCUCAUAAGCCACGCCCCUUUGCUCCGCCUCAACGCUCUCGACUUUUCCGACCUAUGGGAUGAUGAGGAUCUGGAGCUGGACAGUAUUGAUGAAGACUCUGUCCACACGUCACCCAAUCAGACUGCAGCGUCCCCCGUGGUCCCGCCCCCUCCGCCUAUAGCCCCACCCCUAUCUCUAGCCAGUGAGUCGCCGCGGUCGAGUCGUACUCUGAGGCUCCACUGGAGGGCGCUGCUGAGUCUGCAGCCCCUGCCGAGAGUGGGCCGAUUUGGGCCACAGUCUAUCUGGGCCGCCCUGGAGCCUGUUCAUCUGGACACCAACAGACUGGAGUACCUGUUUGAGAGCAAAAACAACAGCGCUCUCUGCAGUCUAACAGCGGGACGACGGAGGUUGCAGACUCUGGUUCCCACUGAAGACGAGCUAAAUCUGAUAAAGGAGGUAAAGGCUCGGACCCCGUGUUCAGCUCUAGGUUCCGCAGAGCAGUGUCUCCUGACCCUGGGGGACGUCCCUCAUCUGAGGGCCAGACUGCAGCUGUGGGCCUUCACCCUGGACCAUGACACACUGGAGAGAGAAAUUGCAGAGCCGCUCUUUCAUCUGAAGCUCGCCAUGGAGCAGCUGGCGACCAAUCAGACGUUUCGAUGCAUCCUCGCGACUGUGCUGGCCGUCGGCAACUUCCUGAACGGCUGCAAGGCCAAAGGGUUUGAGUUGAGUUACCUGUGCAAACUCUCUGAGGUGAGAGACACACACGGCCGACAGCCUCUUCUUCAUCAUGUAUGUGUGUUACUGCUCCAGCUUUACCCACAAUCCUCUGAUCUCUACUCUGACAUCACUGCUGUCACAAAAGCCAGCAAGUGUGACUAUACGCAAGUUCAGCUGAAUCUCUGCCAGCUCGAGGCCCUUUGCAAAGCAUCAUGGGAUCAACUCAGACUUCUUGAAAAGGAUGGAAAGAAGAAGAAAGGUGGAGGAAGGAAAGAUGGAGGUGUGGAAGAGGCAUCAUCCCUCCAUCAGCGGCUCCAGCUGUUUCUGAAAGACUGCGAGGAAAGAAUGAAGGUGCUGCGAGCCGUUUACCGCAGAGUCAUUAACAGAUUCCACUCGUUCCUGCUGUUUCUGGGUUACUCGCGCUCCAUGGUGAGAGAAACCAGUGCAGAGGCAUUUUGUAAGACCGUCAGCGACUUCGCUCUGGAAUAUAGAGCCGCUCGCAGUGCUAUCGUUCAACAGAGGGAGAAAGAGAAGGAGAGAGAAAAGGAAAAAGAGAGGAAGAAAGACAGCCAAAACACAACUAAAUUCAAAAUCAAACUCCAGCAAAGCCCAUCUGAUGAGAAUCAAGAGCAGGUGAAGCUUGAGGAGGUUUUGAAGACUCCCGAAUCUUCAUCAUCCUCAUCUUUCCACUUUGACUUUACUCUUCCACGACAACGCAGCAAAUCGAGCGACAAGAGAGGUUGUCACUCGUCCCGAAGGCUGAAGUGGUGAACACCAGUCCACAUGCCUACAAAAGUUUUGAUGUUUGGGUUUGUCAUCCAUUUUAUAUUAUUCAGUAUGAAAUGAAACUUGAAUUAUUGUUAUUUGAAGGGUACUUUAUUUAGCAUUGUUACAGUUUUAGAUGUACAUUAAUGGUACUGUGCUAAACUACACCACACUGUUUUUACUUGUCAUAAUUUUUUGUAAUGAUUAUGAAUUUGAUAAAAGCAUUAGCAUAACAGUUUUUUUAAUGUGUUUUAGCUGUGUAGUUAAGUUAAAUGCAUGCACUUAUACAAACAACCCACAUGAAAAUACGCUAUAGUAAAUAAUGUUAAAUGCUGUGUUUUUGUAUUUUCAACUAGUUGUUAAAGAAUACUAGUAGUAAGAACUGAUAUAUCAG